Molecule: messenger RNA, 2689 nt
Organism: Oncorhynchus masou masou (cherry salmon)
Lineage: Eukaryota; Metazoa; Chordata; Actinopteri; Salmoniformes; Salmonidae
Product: ataxin-7-like protein 2
Exons: 11
Coding region: 1-2268 (755 amino acids)
Source: RefSeq, a predicted model, not a curated record
AUGAUGGCGGUGCGUGAACGCGCAGUAAAAGUAAUGGCUGCUCUGGAACGGCGGGUGCCUAGUCUCGAUGAUUUCGUGGGCGAAAGCUGGAGCGCCUGGGCCGAGAGAGCCAGUGUGACUGCGUCGGAAGGCUCCGAUGGAGAUGACUGCAGCAAGAAUGGGAAGAAAGCUGCCGAGGCAAUGUCUCUUAGGAAGGAAGACAUGUCCAUCUUCGGCCACUGCCCGGGCCAAGAUGACUUCUACUUGGUGGUGUGUAGCCACUGUGGCCAGGUGGUCAAGCCCCAGGCCUUUGAGAAGCAUUGUGAGAGGAGACACGGCCCUCUGAGCAAACUGUACACCCCCCUCCGCUCCACCCCUCCAGCACCCCAGCAGCGCCCCCGCCAUAGCCACUCCCCAUCCUCUGCCCACGCAACCUCAUCCUGGGAAGGGAGGAGGCAAGGGACUGGGGCCCCAAGAGCAGCCCCCCCAUCCCCAUCCACACCCCCACAGUUCAGACACACCAAGCCCCCCAAGGAAGGAGUACGCCACUCCCACCUGGAUAAGAGCCCCCACAGCGGCUAUUCUGAAUCAGCUGUGUUCAAGCAGCCUCCACCCCUGGAGCCUCCCCUAAGCUCCCCACCUCCCUCACUCAGAGACCAACCCUGGCCCCAUGGAGGCACCCCGCCCGGCCGGCCCUCCACCACCCCGCCCGGCCGUGAGAGGACACACACUCAGAGGAAGGAGGCCAUAACGGUCCCUACCCUCCCUGGCCAUCUCCGUGGACCAAGACCUUACAACAAAGUGGCCUCCAGGAGAGAGUGUGAUCUUGACAAGCACUGCGGAGUACUGGACUCCGAGAGGAAGAAAGUCUGCACUCGUCUCCUAACUUGCAAUAUUCACUCUAUUCACCAGCGGAGGAAGGUUUCUGGUCGGAGUAAAAACUUUGACCAGCUGGUGACCGAGCUGAAGACGGGUGUCCGGAUCCGUGAGCGGGGCGCUCAGACCCAGGAGGGGAGUGGCUCGUGCCGGUCCCCCAGCCCAGAGGCCCAGAGGGACCCCCUCGCACCCCCACACUGCAGGAGGCCCCUCACCAACAACCCUGCCUUCAGUCGGUCCAGGGCUUCUUCGGAGAGUGCUCCAGAGGAGGAAAAACCUUGUCAAGAGGAGGGUAGCACCCAAGCCCCAUCACCCCUCACCCAUGGGCGCAUUUCCAGCGAUGAGAGCGAGGGAGAGGGGCCUGAGGAACCAAUCGAAUACCCCUCAUCCUCUUGGCACCCUAAACCAGCUGCGGGGUGUUCGUUUGGCAGUUAUGUGAUGGGUCAUGGUGUGUACACCUUUGACCGGAGGCUCCACCACCUUCGGUCGGCGCUCAAUGCCAUGGUGGAGCAGCACAUCAGCGCACACCUCUGGAAGAAAAUACCUCGAGCAUCAGACCUCCAGUCCCAAAGUCCCUCUGUGAAGAGCAUUUCCUCACCCUCCUCAUCCUUCUCUUCCUCUCUACAUUCUAAAGUCAGGACAGGAAGCCACAGAACCACCCCAUCCCUCAGGCCUUCCUCCCAUGGACCAGGGAGGGAGACACGCCUACAAAUCGCCUCCCACUCCACAGCCAUUAACCAAUCAGAGAAUUCCAGUGGCAGUGGCAGCCAUAUUGUAGCCCCUGCGCCCCAUCCUGUCCGCCAGGCAGGUCCAGGGCGACCGCUGGGUCCCGGAAGGCCCAAGAACCCGGUGGGGCGACCCAGCAAGCAGCAACUGAGACUCAGAGAGGAGGAGGCGGCAGCAGCAGCACUCCGUAAACGUGAAGCCCCAUCACAGGAGGGUGAGCACUCCGGCCCAGACAGGAACUCUAUCAUCCUACAGGACCGGAGACGGCCCCCAACCAGUUCCUCUAAGACCACCCCGCCCACCCCUCACAGCCAGACCAAUGGCACCCUCUCCCCCAGCAGCAAACCCCGCCCCCAGUCAUCCCCCUCGGAGCCCCAUUCACCAGCAUCUGCCUGGUUGUUUAAACGGACACACCCACCCUCUGGACACACUUCCUCCCCACCCGAUCCUCACUUCUGCAGGGGGGACUCAGGACUGCACGGGAGGGGGGCGACGGGGUACGACCACAGGGGUCUGGGGAAGAAACGCAAGGGGGGCAGCAGUGAACCCUCUCCCCCCUCCAAACCGCACCGUCUGCCCUCCUCCCCUCACUCCAAUUUCUACCCCUGGAAGGACAGUAAGGGGGGAACACUGCCUGGUGGGGUGGAGAAGAAAAUGGGCACACAGAAGCCAAAACUGCACCAUUAAGAGUGCCUGCCUUACAAGCUACUGAGGGGUUAGCCCUGCCUGUGCUGUCAGACAUCAUGCCUCAGACUGUGGCUACAGGACUCAAGAGAUGUGUGAGUGACUUGAUAUUCAAGCCAAUGUUUGUGUGUGUAUGUCUUUUGACUCCUAUAUGAGUGUACAGGUAGGUGUGUGUGUGUGUGUGUGUGUGUGUGUGUGUGUGUGUGUGAGCGAGCGAGCGUGCUUAUGACCAAUAAAGUAUGAGUUAUGUGUUCAGUUCCUGAGUCGGUGUGUGAGUUUGCUGCUGUUGGUGAGUGUAUGCAGGACAAAGGUGACAUGUGAAUUUCUGUGUAUGAAUUUAGAAAUACCUCAAGACCUUCUGGUUAUGCUGCUAAAUAAAUACGUUGGUUUAUAAAAAUUGAUUAAAAAUAUCCUUUACACUUGC